This is a messenger RNA of Williopsis jadinii, 1705 nucleotides long. Its product is annotated as glycerol-3-phosphate dehydrogenase family protein. Gene Ontology annotation, molecular function: protein homodimerization activity; NAD binding; glycerol-3-phosphate dehydrogenase [NAD(P)+] activity. Gene Ontology annotation, cellular component: nucleus; cytosol; glycerol-3-phosphate dehydrogenase (FAD) complex. The transcript has a single exon. Lineage: Eukaryota; Fungi; Ascomycota; Saccharomycetes; Phaffomycetales; Wickerhamomycetaceae. The record is from RefSeq and is a predicted model, not a curated record. Bases 216 to 1364 code for a protein of 382 amino acids. Gene Ontology annotation, biological process: carbohydrate metabolic process; glycerol-3-phosphate catabolic process.
CGGAAAAUGCCCACCGAUGAGUCUUAAAUUGCAAUUAGUGCCGGUGACUCCCCCCCCCAGCUGUUUUUUUUCUUUUUAUAAAUCUCUUCAACGGUUUCCUGUGGUUUAUUUAAACCCAUUCAAUUCUCAGGUUUCGUUGAUUUGCACCCCAAACUUUUUUCUCUUUUCUCUUUUCUCUUGAUAUGUUAAGGAUUGGAAAGCUGAAUUUGUCCACAAUGUCCUCUGCUCAACAAAGAUUGGCCCAAGUCGGCUCACACCUCACUGCUCAAAAGCAAUCGCUUGCUCCACAGCGUCCUUACAAGAUCACCGUUAUCGGCUCUGGUAACUGGGGUACCACGAUUGCCAAAGUUUUGGCUGAGAAUGCCGGCUUGAGACCUCACCUGUUCCAGCACCAAGUUGACAUGUGGGUCUUUGAAGAGAAGAUCAACGGCGUGAACUUGACGGAGAUCAUCAACACACAGCAUGAGAAUGUCAAGUACUUGCCGGGUAUUAAGCUUCCAAAGAACUUGCACGCCGAGCCUUCCAUCGUCAAGGCUGCUGAAGGUGCCGAUUUGUUGGUGUUCAACAUUCCACAUCAAUUCUUGCCAGGUAUCUGCAAACAGUUGUCCAAGGCAACCCUCAAGCCACACGUGAGAGCCAUCUCUUGUUUGAAGGGUUUGGAAGUCACUCCAAACGGCUGCAAGCUGCUUUCCACCUAUAUCACUGAGCACUUGGGUGUCCACUGUGGUGCCCUUUCAGGUGCUAACUUGGCUCCAGAAGUUGCAAAGGAGAAGUGGUCUGAGACCACAGUUGCCUACAGAUUGCCAAAUGACUUCCAAGGCCACGGAAAAGAUAUUGACCGUUACGUACUAAGAGCUGCUUUCCACAGACCUUACUUCCACGUUCGUGUCAUUGAAGAUGUUGCCGGUGUCUCACUUGCCGGUGCAUUGAAGAACGUUGUUGCUCUCGGUGUCGGUUUCGUCCAUGGUUUGAACUGGGGUGAUAACGCUGCUUCUGCCAUUCAGAGAUUUGGUUUGAACGAGACCAUCAAGUUCGCAGAAGUCUUCUUCCCAGGUGAAACCAACCAGGAUACCUUUACCAAGGAAUCUGCUGGUGUUGCUGAUUUGAUCACAACCUGUUCUGGAGGUAGAAACGUCAGAGUUGCCAAGGCCAUGGCAAUCACUGGUAAAUCUGCAGUUGACGUUGAAAGGGAGUUGCUUAACGGUCAGUCAGCCCAAGGUAUCAUCACCUCUAAAGAAGUUCACGAGUUGUUGGCUGCAAAGAAUUUGACAAAGGAGUUCCCAUUGUUCGAGGCCAUCUACCAAAUCGUCUAUGGUACUGAAUCCAUCGAGAGAUUACCAGAGUUGAUCGAAGAGGAUGAAUAGACAUCUUGCUUAGAAUUACGCACUUUUUUCAUAUACACGGGUUCUCUUCUUUUUAUCUACCUUUAAUUCUCAUGUUUACUUGUUUUGCACUUCCAUAUAGUUUAUAUAAACACCCAUUCAACUCCAGUAACAUCCUGUAACCUCUUCAGUAGUUCAUCCAUCGGCGUAAAGAGCCCGAUCUCGCGUCUUUCACCGUCAUAACUGUGCAACAUACCCAGCACGCCCAAUCCAGCCUGGUCUUGUAAAUCGUUCAAUAUAAGAGACCCUGAAUCUCCACCCAUAGCAAACAUUGAUUUAGCGCUGUUUGAAACGACAAACUCAGAGGUUUGAAUUGACCCAUC